CCGACAUAGUCCCUGGUUGAGUGAAAAUGGCACCAGCAAAGAAGGGUGGUGAGAAGAAAAAGGGCCGCUCUGCCAUCAAUGAGGUGGUCACUAGAGAAUACACCAUCAAUAUUCACAAAAGGAUCCAUGGAAUUGGGUUCAAAAAGCGUGCACCUAGGGCUCUUAAAGAGAUCAGGAAGUUUGCAGUGAAAGAAAUGCGUACUCCUGAUGUUCGUAUUGAUACCAGACUGAACAAAGCUGUUUGGGCCAAAGGAAUCAGAAAUGUUCCAUAUCGCAUACGUGUACGUUUGUCAAGAAAGCGCAAUGAGGAUGAAGAUUCUCCUAACAAACUUUACACACUGGUCACAUAUGUACCUGUCACAAACUACAAAGGCCUUCAAACCGUCAAUGUUGAUGAAAACUAAAUGGCGUUCAUUGUUAAAAUAAAAAGUAAAACUGA
This is a messenger RNA of Xenopus tropicalis (tropical clawed frog), 439 nucleotides long. RefSeq names its product ribosomal protein L31 (gene rpl31). NCBI's taxonomy places the organism in Eukaryota, Metazoa, Chordata, Amphibia, Anura, Pipidae. The record is from RefSeq and is a predicted model, not a curated record. The transcript is spliced from 5 exons. Gene Ontology annotation, molecular function: structural constituent of ribosome. Gene Ontology annotation, biological process: translation. Bases 27 to 404 code for a protein of 125 amino acids. Gene Ontology annotation, cellular component: ribosome.